This is a messenger RNA of Fibroporia radiculosa, 1047 nucleotides long. RefSeq lists its product as uncharacterized. Lineage: Eukaryota; Fungi; Basidiomycota; Agaricomycetes; Polyporales; Fibroporiaceae. The transcript is spliced from 8 exons. The coding region runs from base 1 to 1047 and encodes 348 amino acids. Gene Ontology annotation, biological process: transcription-dependent tethering of RNA polymerase II gene DNA at nuclear periphery; RNA export from nucleus. Gene Ontology annotation, molecular function: RNA binding; ubiquitin binding. The record is from RefSeq and is a predicted model, not a curated record. Gene Ontology annotation, cellular component: nuclear pore.
AUGGAUGUCGAGCUGGUGGACCCUCCCUCCGAUUCCAUAUCCUCGAUGUCGUUCUCUUCUCAGGCAGACUACCUCGCAGUGGCGAGUUGGGACAAUAACGUCCGCAUCUACGAAGUAGGCCUGAACGGCCAGUCGCGGGGUAAGGCGCUGUACGCGCACCAAGCACCAGUUCUAAGCGAUGGCGCGAAGAUCUUUUCAGGAGGCACCGACAGCGCCGGUAGGAUGUUCGAUGUCAACACCGGCCAGUCGCAACAGGUCGCGCAGCACGACGCGCCCAUAAAGUGCGUAAGGUGGGUUGAUACCCCUCAGGGUGGUAUACUGGCAACAGGUAGUUGGGACAAGACGCUAAAGUACUGGGAUCUGCGUACUCCAAAUCCAGUAGCUUCCGUCCAGCUUCAGGAUCGUUGCUAUUCGAUGGACGUAGCCUAUCCGCUCUUGGUAGUCGGGACUGCUGAACGCCACAUCCAAAUAUUCAACCUCGCAAACCCAACAACACCCUAUAAGACAAUGCCCUCACCUCUAAGCUGGCAGACGCGAGUCGUGACAUGUUCUCCAGCCGCGGAUGCCUUUGCAAUCGGCAGCAUCGAGGGACGAGUAGCUGUUCACUAUCUGGAGGAGAAGGACUCCACGUAUGUUCUGACAUUCCUUGGUGUCCCAGUUCAGUUGUCACAGCUCGUCUUUAGGAAGAGCUUCUCGUUUAGAUGUCAUCGGAGGGACUUGUCUCCAACCCAAAAGAGUCAAAGUUUAGUGUUUGCCAUCAAUGACAUAUCAUAUCACCCAAUACAUGGCACGCUCUCUACAUGCGGAUCGGACGGAGUCAUGAAUAUCUGGGACCUAGAUGCGCGCACGCGUCUGAAAGUCUUUGAGCAAGCACCAGGUCCCAUCACCUCGACAUGCUUCAACCGCACGGGCACUGUCUUCGCGUAUGCUGUAUCGUACGAGUGGUCAAAAGGCCAUACAGGAAUGACUCCCGGCCAUCCAAACAAGGUCAUGUUCCACGUGUGCACCGACGACGAGGUCAAGAAGAAGCCGCCGAAGCCUCGGUGA